Homo sapiens (human) is the source of this 7902-nucleotide messenger RNA. It is a transcript of the gene CIMIP5, whose product is annotated as ciliary microtubule inner protein 5. Lineage: Eukaryota; Metazoa; Chordata; Mammalia; Primates; Hominidae. Bases 208 to 696 code for a protein of 162 amino acids. Gene Ontology annotation, cellular component: cilium. The record is from RefSeq and is marked validated. The transcript has 3 exons.
CAAAUGCUCUCCCCAGCCCGGAGAGCCCUGUCCCCAUCGGCCACUCUGAGCUCGAGGCCUAAAGGGACAGUGAGGAGGACCCUGCCCAGGCUCUCCCGGGGUUAGGAGGGACAGAGUGUUCCAGGAGGAGGUUUGAGCUGAGCUCAGGCACAGGUCUCUCUCUCUCUCUCUCUGACACAAGCGCACACACACACACACACUUGCACCAUGGGGAGCCACCCCACCCCUGGGCUCCAGAGAACCACAUCAGCUGGGUACCGAUUGCCCCCCACCAGGCCACCAGCCUCGGUCUCCCCAGCUGCCCGGGGUGGCCCUAUGGCCAGCAGGGGUCUUGCUGGUGGCUGCCAGGCCCCCCAGGCUCUGAAGGCGCAGCGGGUGGCUCAGGGAGCUGCCUGCGAUGGCGUGCAGCAGGACCAGCUGUGGCGGGAGCUCCUGGAGGCCGAGCGGCGGGGCCAGCAGCGCUGGAUUCAGAACUGGAGUUUCCUGAAAGACUAUGACCCAAUGGGCAACAAGAAGGAGCCUGAGAAGUUGCCAGACCAUGUGCCUCUCUUUUCGGACACAGUUCCCAGUUCCACGAACCAGGUUGUGGGCAGCAGGCUGGACACACCCCUGGGACAGACUCUCAUCCGCAUGGACUUCUUCUUCACAGAAGGGGCCCGGAAGAAGAAGCUGGAGGACCAGAUGCAGCCCAUCUAGGAGCAAGGAGGGCUGGGCUGGCCUUCCCCAGGUGGGUGUGGGUGGGGACAAGAGACCCAGCCCACAACAGCACCAGUCAGCUCCCCACACAAGGCAGCUUGGGUCUGCACUGUCUGUAAGCUGCAGGACACUCUUCCAGGGGACCCAAGGGGUCACUCUUACACACUUUUUACACGUAAGAUUCAGAGGAGUCAGUAACUGGUCCACGGCCGUACAAUCCCCAGCCCUUCCAGCUUGGGAACUCAUGGGUGCCCCAUGAAAGGGACCCUGCAUUGUGGUCAGGAGCACUGAAUGCCUGGGUUCAAAUCCAGCUUGUGACCCUGAUGAGCUGUGGGACCUUGAGCUGGCUGCUGCAACACUCUGUGCCUCCGUCUCCCCUCCUGCGAUUCAGUGUGUUCACUCCUUGCAGCUGCUGUGACAAGUGAGCACAAACUGCAUAGCUUAAAACAACACAAACGUAUCAUCUUACAGCUCUGAAGAUCACAACUCUGACAUGGGUGACAUGUUGCAGAGCUGUGCUCUUUUAGGAGUAUCUGGGGAAGAAUCUAUUUCCACAUUUUUUCCAGUUUCUCAAGGCAGCCUGUAUUCCUUAGUUGGCAGCUCCUUACUCCGUCUUUGAAGCCAGCAUCCUAGCAUCUUCAAAUCAGUCUCUAUCGCUUGCUCUCUCCUGCCUCACUCCUUCAUCUUUUCUUUCUUUCUCUCUCUCUCUCUUUUUUUUUUAGAGACAGUGUCUUACUCUGUCACCUAGGCUAGAGGGCAGUGAUGCAAUUAUAAAUCAUUGUAGCCUUGAACUCCCGGGCUCAAGCAAUCCUCCCACCUCAGCCUCCCAAGUAGCUAGGGAUACAGACACAUGGCAACAUGCCUGGCUAAUUUUUUUUUUAUUUUUAUUCCAGACAGAGUCUCGCACUGUCGCCUAGGCUGGAGUGCAACAGUGUGAUCUUGGCUCACCGCAACCUCCGCCUCCUAGGUCCAGGCAAUUCUCCUGCUUCUGCCUCCUGAGUAGCUGGAAUUACAGGCAUGUGCCGCCAUGCCUGGCUAAUUUUUUGUAUUUUUAGUAGAGAUGGGGUUUCUCCAUGUUGGUCAGGCUGGUCUGAAACUCCCAACUUCAGGUGAUCCGCCUGCCUCAGCCUCCCAAAGUGCUGGGAUUACAGGUGUGAGCCACUGCGCCCGGCCAUGCCUGGCUAAUUUUUAAAAUUUUAUGUAGAGAUAGGGUCUCACUAUGUUGACCAGGCUGGUCUUGAACUUUUGGGCUCAAAUGAUCCUCCCACCUUGGCCUCCCAAAGCACUGGGAUUACAGGCAUCUGGUUUCACUUCCUCCACCUUUUAAGGACCCUUGUGAUUAUAUCACAACCUUUAUAUUUAAGCAAAAAAAUGCAGAAAAGGCUUAGUUCCUCUUUGUUGGUUAAAACACAAAUGGAUUCAUUCUUUCAAACAUCCGCAUUCUCCUCUUCUUCCUGGGUGCUCUGCCAGGCUGUGGUUUCCCUUGGUUUGGGUGGAGCAUGUGACAGAGCCAUGGCCAGUGGAAUGGGAGCAAAAACCCUAGGUCUCCCUUCCAGGCCUGGUCCAUGAGACACUCCAGGUAUUGGCUUGUUCUCCUUUCCCCAUCAGCUGAAGAAGGGAGAGGACUUGGAGGAUGCAGGGAAGAGAGGGGCACAAGAUGGAGGGAGCAUGUCAGGACCAAGCCUGGAGCCCUGAGUGAGCUCGUGGAGCAGAAUCUCCCGACACCCACACUGACACACAAACAAAAUAAACAAAAACUGGCCAAAACAAAAACAAUAGCCCACACUUCUAGGGUAAAGCAUUUUAAAUUUAUUUUCUCAACAACCCAAGAGAAUCAACAGGCAGGGAUUUCGUAUUCAUUUAAUACAGGCAAAACCUGAGAUUCAGAGAGGUGAAAUAAAAUCCCGAACAUACAUUAAUGCCAGGCCUCAAGCUUGAAGCCCAGUGUUCUCUGCAGGACCCCAGCCGUGGCCUCCAGAAAAGAGAGAAAAAUGGGGCAGGGGCUGAAAUGACUGCUCUGUCUUUGAUGCUUGCUUGGGUCUUAUUCGGCAGUAGCUAAAUGUCACUGUUAUUUGCAUGCAUUAACUCAUUUAAUCCUCUCAGCAACCCUAUGAGAUAGAUACUCCUAUAAAUGAGGCAACUAAAGCGCAGAGAGGUUAAGUCACUUGCCCAAGGUCACACAGCUGGCAAGUGGUGAAGCUGGGGUUCAGACUCAGCAGUUGAGUCUGGCUCCAAGGACUAUAUACUUAAGCAUUAUGCUAUAUGGGUCCCCUUUAAUCCUCAAUGAAUUGAUUCCCCCAAAUUUAGCAAAUUACAGGAUUUUUCUGCUUAAAGAAAGUCUCUUGAUUCUUGAGAAAGGAAAAACUGAUUUUUCCAAUCUCUGGGAUCCCUACUACCAUCAAGAAUAGAUCAUCGGUGUUUCCAGGAGUUACACAGGACAGGACACGUUAUUUCCAUGCAACAGCCCCUGUGUUUCAUGCCAUACCCUGGCCCUGAGCGACUGUGUGAUGGAGCAGACCAGGCCCAGUGUGACUUGGCCAGGAAGAGGCCCAACCCUUCCUACUUGGAUCUGGAGGCCACCGCCUUCUUUCUCAGUGUCUGACAUGGAAGCUGGGCUCCCUCUCCACUCUGAGAUCAUCAGCUGGGUAAAGGUCAGUGGCCAGGACAGCCAGGGGUCCUGGUCACAUCCUGGCUGCAUCCCAUGAAGGUCAAGUGCUCGUCCUUAGGCUGGGUGGGUACAAAGAUGCUGGAGGCUCCUUAAAGACCCAAUCUACGUUUUUGCCCUGAGCCUGCCUUAUAUUAUUCUCACACUCAAAAUAAAGAAGAUUUCCAUUUGAGGGAGGGAGAGGCACAAGAAAAGUCAAGGUUAAGGAUGGCUGCAAGUGGUCAGGCCUGUGCAGAGGGGAGAGAAUCACUGAGUGCCCUGGAGGGCAGUGAGGAGGGCCAGGGACCAGCGCCGGUUCUGCCACUCCUGGAAGCACAGCCACUUACAGACAAUGCAACCUAUAAGCACAGACUCUGGGCUUGGCACAUUACCCACAUUGUGUCUUUUGCACGUAUUAGAAUUGUCACCAUUUGAGAGGUUUGGAAACUAAGCCGAACACUUCAUUCAAUCUGGUCAGGGUCUCACAACUAGUGAAGAGCCAGGAUCCAUCUCAUGUGUGACUUCUCCAUGCUGCCUUCCCCGCUCCAGGCCUCAGUCUCCACAGUUAUAAAAUGGCGCGGGAGGGAAGAAGACAGAUUUAAGGGCAUCUCCAGCUCCAGGAUUCUCUUCUUUGAGCAUUCAGGGAGUACUGAAGAAGAAAGGGGUUUGAGUUCUUUUACAGAGUGCAUUAGUCAGCUGUGAUAAUGCUGUGUAACAAAACACCCCCUUCCUUGCUCACAGGUCUGCAUGUAGCUGGGGCUCAGCUGAUUUUGGCUGGGCUUGGCUAGACUUGCCUCCACACUUCAGGUUAGGUUCAAGUUUUUUGUGCAUGUCUCUCAUUCUCUUGGACUGAAAGCCUCCUGGGGCAUGUUUUUCUCAUGGCACAUCACAAGGGUGCAAGGGCCCAACAGAACUGUGCAGGCACACUGAUGGCUUCUGCAUGCAGAACUGCUUUCUGUACUCUGCAAUGACCUGUCAUCACGCCAAAUCCCUCACAACCAGCCCCACCCACCCUCUGCUCCUUGCCACAUCUGCCUUCUUUUCAAGAAGACGCCUGCUUCUAACCUUCCCCAUCUCACCCACUGGGAGCCCAGAAAACCAGGACAGAGGGGCAUCUGCAGUGAAGUCCCAAGGCCAGCCUUUCAGCUCGUUUGGGCCAGAACAAGGGAGGGUGGAUGGGCCAGGAGGUCAUGAAGAAGUGGGCACCAAGCCUGCAGGGUCAGUGCCAGCAAAAGGAAAUGGGGGCAUUACCUAUAAAGAGAUGGGCACUUGGAGACCAAGGGCCAGGAGACAGCAGGGCUUCAGGAAAGGAAGAAUCAAGACCUGAGAGCCAUAGCAAGCCUGGAGGGAUGCUUGCUUCACAUUUUUUUUUUUUUUGAGAUGGAGUUUCGCCAGCUUGUCGCCCAAGCUGGAGUGCAAUGGUACGAUCUCAGCUCACCACAACCUCCGCCUACCAGGUUCAAGCGAUUCUCCUGCCUCAGCCUCCUGAGUAGCUGGGAUUACAAGCAUGCACCACCACACCCGGCUAAUUUUGCAUUUUUAGUAGAGACAUGGUUUCUCCAUGUUGGUCAGGCUGUUCUCAAACUCCCGACCUCAGGUGAUCCACCUGCCUCGGCCUCCCAAAGUGCUGGGAUUACAGGCAUGAGCCACUGCGCCCAGCCAACUUUCCACAUGAUAAAAAAUGACUUCUAUCCACGGAAAGUACAAGGCGAGCCUGGAGCAACUUCCUGUGCCAGAAACUAAGAAAAAUUCAAAAAGUGAUGAAAAUAUGGAAAAGGGAUACAAGGACCAGCCUAAAUUUGGGACAAUAUGAGCAUCGAAAUGAAGAACAGUAAUAGGCCACCCUGACCACGCCCAUGCCCACCCCCAGCCAGUGCCACAAGCCCCACCAAAUAACAUUAAUAAUAAUAACAAUAACAAAUAAUCCAUGGGUUCAUACCAAUAAUUUUUUUAAAUUUUAAGUACUAAUGAAAACUCUUUUUUUUUUUUUUUUUUUUGAGAUGAAGUCUCGCUCUCGUCCCCCAGGCUGGAGUGCGAUAGUGCGAUCUCGCUCACUGCAACCUUCGCCUCCUGGGUUCAAGCGAUUCUCCUGCCUCGGCCUCCAAGUAGCUAGGAUUACAGGCACCCGCCACCAUGCCUGGCUAAUUUUUGUAUUUUUAGUAGAGACGGGGGUUCACCAUGUUGGCCAAGCUGGUCUCGAACUCCUGACCGCAGGUGAUCCGCCCGCCUCGGCCUCCCAAAGUGCUGGGAUUACAGACAUGAGCCACUGCGCCUGGCCAUGAAAACUCUUUUCUAUUGAAGAAUGCAGAAUAAAUGAUAACAGAAAAAUCAGCAUUUAAUGACUCAGCAAUAACUGACUUAGGCAAGAAUCAAUAAAAGACACUAAAACGACUGAGUGAAAGAUUCUUAGAGAACGGUAAAUGCUGAAAUCUAGAAGAUACUGCCUUAACCAAACUAUUAAGCCAAACCUCACCAAUAACAGGACAGCUGACACCGUGCUCCCCUGGUGUGGUUCACUGAGGACAACGCUACCUACUUACCUAGGAAGCACUCUUGCCAAAAAAAAAAAAAGUAACUAGAAUAUAAUCAGGAAGAAACUCCUGGCAAACCCAAAUUGAGAAAUAUUCUGCCAAAGAGUUGGCCUUGAUUCUUCAAAAAUGUCAAUGUCUGCCAGGCGCUGUGACUCACGCCCAUAAUGCCGGCACUUUGGGAGGCCGAGGUAAAAGUAUCGCUUGAGCUCAGGAGUUUGAGACCAGCCUGUACAACAUGCUGAAACCGCAUCUCUGCUAAAAAUACAAAAAAUUAGCCAGGUGUGGUGAUGCAGGCCUAUAGUCCCAGCUACUUGGGAGGCUGAGAUGGGAGAAUCACCUGAGCCCAGGAAGUCAAGGCUGCAGUGAUUUAUGAUCUGAUCACUGCCUUCCAGCCUGGGUGACAGAAUGAGACCCUAUCUCAAAAAAAAUUAAUUAAUUAAUUAAAAUAAAAUAAAAAUAAAAAAAGUCAAUGUCAUAAAAGACAAAGAAAGGCUGAAGAAGUGAUUCAGCCCGUGAUCCUUGACUGGAUCCUGGGUGAAAGCAAAAGCAGCUCUAAAGGACACUUUGCAGACUAAAUGUUAGCUAACACCAUUGUAUCAGUGAGAAAGUGCAGAGUGUGGUGAGUCCAUUGAGGCUCUGUAGAAGAAAGUCCUUGUUCUUUUUGUUUGUUUGUUUUUGAGACGGCGUCUCACCCCAUUGCCCAGGUUGGAGUACAAUGGCACAAUCUUGGCUCACUGCAAACCUCCACCUCCCGGGUUCAAGCGAUUCUCCUGCCUCAGCCUCCCGAGUAGCUGGGAUUACGGGUGCGUGCCACCAUGCCCAGCUAAUUUUUUGUAUCUUUAGUAGAGACGGGGUUUCACCAUUCUGGCCGGGCUGGUCUCGAACCUCGUGAUCCACUCGCCUCAACCUCCCAAAGUGCUGGGAUUACAGGCGUGAGCCACUGUGCCCAGCCGAAAGCCCUUGUUCUUAGGAGGUGUUUGCUGAAAAGUCCCAUGAUGUAUAUAACAAACUUGCAAGUGGCUUAACGAAAAAUUUGUGUUUAGGAUUUUUUUUCUUUUUUUUUUGAGAUGGAGUCUCGCUCUAUCACCCAGGCUGGAGUGCAGUGGUGCCAUCUUGGCUCACUGCAGCCUCCGCUUCCCAGGUUCAAGCAAUUCUCCUGCCUCAGCCUCCCGAGUAGCUGGGAUGACAUGCACCUGCCACCAUGCCCGGCUAAUUUUUGUAUUUUUGUAGAGACAGGGUUUCACCACAUUGGCCAGGCUGGUCUUGAACUCUUGACCUCAGGUGAUCUGCCAGCCUCAGCCUCCCAAAGUGCUGGGAUUACAGGUGUGAGCCACCGUGCCCGGUGGUUUAGGAAUUUUUUUUUUUAAUGAAGGUGGGGGAAUGGCCACUGUGAAAGAAAAAUAAAUCUCAACUCCAAAAUCACUAAGCUAAGGGAAAAGUCAAGCUGGGAACCUGCCUCCCAUUUUAAUUCCUGAAUAAGAUGGCUAUAAAGAUAAAACAGCUACAUGCCUCCCUCACAAUUUGCCCACAAGGAAAUUCCUUGUGGGCCUCAAGAUCUUUACCCUACUCAGGAUCAUGCCAAGAAUUAAAAAAAAAAACAAAAAACAAAACUUUACCCUGAAACAUUUCUGUUGAAUUCAUCCUGGCAAUGUAAACUGAUAGCUGAUCUUAACAGGUGCAGGACAGAAAAUCAUUCCUCUGCUCACCUGAGAGAAAUGCUUAUCUGAUUGCUUCCUCAGACCUACUGUGUAUGUAAAAAUGAAGAUUCACUGAGCCAGACUAGAUUGUGAAUUCACUGAAAGGCUGAUCAAGGACUCAAAAGAAUGCAAGCUUUUGUCUCUUAUCUACCUAUGACCUGGAAGCCCCCCUCUUCGAGUUGUCCUGUGUUACUGGAUGGAACCAAAGUAUAUCUUACAUAUAUUAAUUGAUGUCUCAGGUCUCCCUAAAAUGCACAAAAGCAAGCUGUACCCCAGCCACCUUGGGGACGUGUCGUCAGGACCUGUUGGCAAAAUAAACUUUUAAAUUGCUUGA